Molecule: messenger RNA, 441 nt
Organism: Blastomyces gilchristii SLH14081
Lineage: Eukaryota; Fungi; Ascomycota; Eurotiomycetes; Onygenales; Ajellomycetaceae
Exons: 3
Coding region: 1-441 (146 amino acids)
Source: RefSeq, a predicted model, not a curated record
AUGAUUCUUACCCCUGCCAGUCUUCGCACAGAGUUAAGAGCACGACAAAUCAGAAAGAGCAUUGCAAAGGCAAAAGAACGCCGUGACAACCCCAAGAAAGAAUUCUGGCUCAAGAAGGUCAUAGUAAACUUCUGGCUUCCGUUGAGUAGCAAAAUCCCCUUUGUGAACUCCAUCAAGGAAAAGCAUCGCGAGAGACGAGCUGCCAGAGGCCCAUUCCAGCCAACCCCGAUGCCGCUUGAACAUGGCUUCGCUUACGCAUAUGCGACCCAAAAUGCCCCUGACCAAGACCCUGAUACCGACAGGUACAGCGAGGAAAGUGGAAGAGACAGUUUGGUUUCAGAUACGUCGUCUGUGAGGGAAGACAUGUUCCACCUGGACGGGUUUGAUAUUGUGGGCAACUGGAGAGAAUUCGAGAGACGAAUGGGUGCUAGUUAUAAUUAA